Quercus robur (English oak) is the source of this 1911-nucleotide messenger RNA. Its product is annotated as putative disease resistance protein RGA1. The record is from RefSeq and is a predicted model, not a curated record. Bases 1 to 1911 code for a protein of 636 amino acids. The transcript has 2 exons. NCBI's taxonomy places the organism in Eukaryota, Viridiplantae, Streptophyta, Magnoliopsida, Fagales, Fagaceae. Gene Ontology annotation, molecular function: protein binding.
AUGGAAUUACUUUGGAGAUCCUUUUUUCAAGAUGUAAAAAAAGAUGAAUUGGGCAAUAUAGCAUGUUGCAAAAUGCACGAUCUCAUGCAUGAUCUUGCAACUCUUGUGGCUCGGACGGAAAGUACUAUGUUAAUUUCAAGUAAGGAAAAUAUUGGUGAAAAGGUUCGUCAUGUAUCAUUUGAUCUUGAGGAUUUGUUGAGUAAUCUAGAGGAUUCAUCAAGAGAACUUCCAAUUCUCAUGGUUAAAGGAAUGAGAAUACGAACAGUUCUUGCACUUAGUGUAGGGAUAGAGUUGGGUAAGUUUACUUGUGAUGUGCUCGUUUCAAAUCUCAAUUAUUUGCGCACAUUGGAUUUGAGUAAAUUAGAUCUAAGUGUGGUGUCACAUUCAAUUGGGGAAUUGAAACAUUUAAGAUAUCUUGAUCUUUUCAAAAAUAAAAAUAUUGAAUUUCUCCCUAAUUCGAUUACCAAGUUGCUAAAUUUGCAGACACUAAAACUUAGUGGCUAUGACUCACUUAAAGAAUUACCCAAGGGCAUUAAGAAGUUGGUCAAUCUUAGGCAUCUAGAUACUAAUUGCACCAAAUUGACUCAUAUGCCCCUUGGACUUGGACAUCUUACUUCUCUUGAGAUACUAACACGGUUUGUCUUGAAGAAAGGAGGUUUCGAGGCAAGCUCUUAUAGUUGGUGUAAGAAAAAACAAGCUAGGUUUGGUGGUGGGCUAAGUGAAUUGAAGGAGCUAAGCAAUUUGGGAGGAAGCCUAUGGAUUGAAAAAUUGGGACAUGGAGAGGACGACAUGCUAGAAUGUAAAGCCACAAAUAUGAAGGAGAAACAACAUCUUGAAGAGCUUCUUUUAUGGUGGGAGUGGGAUGAUGGAGAAAGCGAAUAUUAUGAUGAAAUGUCACUAGAAGGCCUCCAACCACAUCCAAAUCUUAAAUCGUUGUGGUGGUGUUAUUAUAUGGGUGUGAGAAUUCCAAGUUGGAUCUGUUCUCUCACUAAUCUUGUCCAUUUGAGAUUAUCUAGUAAUAAUAGAUUGCAGCACCUCCCAGCAUUAAAUCAACUCCCUUUUCUCAAGUUUGUCUAUAUUUUAAAUAUGAAAGCACUUGAAUACAUAUCAGAUGAAGACAUUACUAGUAACGUGUUGGGUGGUUCCUCUUCUUCUUCUUCAAAAACACCAUUCUUCCCAUCAUUAUCUUCUCUCAUAUUAGACGAAUGCCCAAAUCUGAAAGGAUGGUGGAGGAAUUCAGAUGAUGAUGUUAAUGAGCCACACCAUCUCUUACUUCCAUCAUUUCCUCCUUCUCUUUCUAAAUUACAGAUUCUCGGAUGCCUUAACUUGACUUCCAUGCCCCCGUUUCCAUAUUUGAAAGAAGAGUUGGUAUUGCGUAUCGCUAGUUGGAAGGUAUUGGAGCAAACAAUGAAAAUGGGAGCAACCACAUCAACCUCCUCCUCAUGCUACUUUCCUCUCUCUCAAUUACAAUAUUUGAAGUUAUAUUCGGUCAACAAUUUAGAAUCUCUUCCAGAGGAGUGGCUGCGAAACCUCGUUUCUCUUCGAAAACUCGAAAUUUACAAAUGUGAUGGACUCAUAUCUCGCCCUUGGAUAGCCAACCUCACAUCACUACAAUUCCUUACAUUUUGGGAAUGUGCCAAUCUAACAUCACUUCCUCAAGGGAUUCGUAGUCUCACCUCUUUAACAGAGUUGAAAAUUACUGAUUGUCCCCUCUUACGGCAAAGAUGCAAGAGGCAAAUAGGUGAAGAUUGGUCCAUCAUUGCUCAUGUCCCAUGUGUGAUUUUGGAUUAUGAGAACCAGCAGGAAGAAACAAUUUUUUCAGGUUUUGUUCUCAAUCAUUUGACUUCUCACGUAAGGCAAGGACAAACCUGGCUUAAAAUUUGGACCCUAUUCAGAACUUUUUGUCCCUGA